GUGACGCACCACUACACACAGCUGCUCAGCGGGGGCAAUGAAAUAAACAAAACGUCGUCAUUCGGUGCCAAACACAGCGGGCAGCGCGGGCAGGGUGUCACAGUUCAGACCAUCAUGCCCUUUGCUCUGGCAGUGGGACAGGAAGUGUGUGUGUGAGUGUCCCUGCUUGGCUCUGCUGGGAUGAACAUGCCACUGCACCAAAUCUCUGUCAUCCCCCGUGAUGUCACCUCAUCGCGGGUGUCAGGCAGUGGGAAAGUCAAAGACAAGGACAAGCAGAAUGAAAAGCCUCUGGGUCAUUCUGCAAGCAGGUCCAGCAAUAUAUCGAAGGCGGGGAGUCCAACUUCAGUCAACGCUCCAUGCAGUUUCUCUAGGACGUCAGUUUCCCCCUCCAGCCAGGACAUCUGCAGCAGUCAAGAUCAGGACUGUCAGAAGCAGACUGCAGUGGUUCUGUUGAAUUCAAACGGUAAAACCUGUCAAGGCUCAGGAGGUCUUUCAGUGACCACCCUCUGCACAGACGCCCUGAUACCCUCCAAACACACAAAACAACGAGACUGGCUCUCCCUGCUUCGCCCCUCCUCUGUCAGCCUCCAGCCAGGCAGUUCGCUCAGGUUUUCUGUUUCUCUAAAUGAUGUGGGCCAACGCGUGGACAGUCUUUGUCGCGGUCUGCACUUUAUAGACCGCACUUGCUCCGAGGGAGAGCUGGAGCUUAAGCCUGAGGCCGUUCAGCCACCCGGCUCGGAUCGAAGGGCGCACACACUCAACGGCAACCUGGCUCCCACACAAACCCCUGCCCUCUCAACACACACCCAGCCCCACCUCGUCCCCUCCUUCACCAACAACUACAAAUACAUGUUGGGCAUCCCUCCUGCUAAUUCUCCUCCAUCUAACCCAGCCAUCACUGCCCCACCUCCUCCUUCCAGCACCCACCACCUUCACGCUCACCACUCCCCAAGCGCCAACUUCCUCCGUCUCCUCCUCCCCUUCUCUCGAUCCUCUACCUCGGCCAGCCUGCAGUGCUCCGAGCUGGGCAGCUAUGCCUCUCACCUCCACAUCAAGUCCUCUAGCGCCCUGCUAGAAGGCAGCGAGUCAGGGUUUCCUGCUGAGGAUCUACUGGGAGAUGACGAUGUGUUUGAGGAGGACCAGCCCAGUCCAGCUCCAAAGGGAACCGAUCAGCCAGCUGCCCCAGAAACAGCUGCCGUGGCUGGAACAGGAGCUCUUCUAGCCCCCCUGUGCUAUAUGGAUGAAGACAGCGACUUGGACUGCUGCCCGUCCCCUUUGUCAGAGAAAACUGGGCCACUGUCACCCUAUUCAUUCUCUGGAGACUGGUGCAGGAUUUGUCACUGUGAAGGGGAUGACGAGAGCCCUCUGAUCACACCAUGCCACUGCACAGGGAGCCUGCGCUUUGUCCACCAGGCCUGUCUACAGCAGUGGAUCAAGAGCUCCGACACUCGCUGCUGUGAGCUCUGUAAAUACGAGUUCAUCAUGGAAACCAAGCUCAAACCGCUGCGCAAGUGGGAGAAGCUACAGAUGACAGCAAGCGAGAGAAGGAAGAUCAUGUGUUCGGUCACCUUCCAUGUCAUUGCCAUCACCUGCGUGGUGUGGUCGCUUUAUGUCCUCAUCGACAGAACAGCGGAGGAAAUCAGACAAGCCGGAAAAAUCCCAGGGAUCCUGGAAUGGCCUUUCUGGACCAAGUUGGUGGUGGUGGCCAUCGGCUUUACAGGCGGACUGGUGUUCAUGUACGUCCAGUGCAAAGUCUACAUCCAUCUAUGGAGGAGGCUCAAGGCAUACAACCGGGUCAUAUACGUCCAGAACCGGCCAGACACGUGUAAAAAGCUGGCGCUGGAGAAGCCGCCCCUCUUGGAGCCCAGCCUGGAGAACAAGGAGGCUCUGGCGCCCACCCAGUCGGACACAAACUCCUCUCAGUACACAGAGACAGAGGACUACAGUAUGGAGGUGCUCCAUGUCUGACCACUCGGUCCAUGCCAUUGGUUAUUCUACUCAUACACACACAAACAGGCCCACAGUGGUGAAGAGCAGCCGUCCUGGAAAAGCUCGGUGACUGAGAAAUGACUAGAGGCUUUCCUUCCUUUCUCAGACUGACAUCUGCUCAUCUUAUGUUCCUAAAACUCCACAGAGACAGACGGACCAUGACUAUCUUCUUCUCUCCAUAAUUCUCCUAUCAGACCUCCCUCCACCUGUACCCUUCAAUCCCCUUUUCCCAGGACCGGACUGUUUUCACUGACUUCUGUAAAUGUCUGAAGAGGCCCAGAGCAUACCAGUCUACACACACACACACACACACACACACACACACACACACACACACACACUUGUAUGUACACCUCUGGGAGAGCAGGACUGAGACACAUAGACUCACAAAUGGCUCCAGAGGUCUACACGUCUCCGAUGCGUGGUUUCUUUGCUUGUGGGUUUGUUAGAUUUGUUCAUUUUUACCUCCUGUGAGUCUCGGGCUAACCUGCCGUGGAUCAGUAUGUAGCGCCGUGCAUUGGAUCUCUGGAACAUUCCAGCUACUGCCAUCUCUGUUGGUCUGUCAGCUCCGAGCUGGCCUGAAUCCGACCAGGCCUUGAUCUGGACAUGCAUCAAAGCACUUUUGUUUUUUAGUUCCCACAACAAAACCCCUCCCUUCCUUGUUGCCCUGUUUGUUUCUUUAAUAUGAAUUACUGUAUAUGUUGUACAUGGGGGAGAGCACAUUUGAACUCCUGUUUUAUUUGACAUUUCCUAAUACACACAUAUACAUAUAUGUUAACCCUCCCAUGGAUGACAAAAAAGGAAUCGGGAGUUAAAAAUUGUGCUGUGUUUUAGUCGAAAUAGACAAAAUGAGUUUUGAAUACAAUGCCAGGCUCAAAGCUCCAAUGCAGAUAAUGGAAAAUCCAGCCACAUUACUUCUCUACCCCAACAUGAACUUUCUGAAGGCUUUGAGAAUGUAAACUUUUUAAAAAAUAUAAUGAAAAAUAAAUAAAAUAUAUAAAAAGAAAAACAUUUUCUACUGGGUCACAGGAAAUUUGGUGAUAAUUUCCGUGUCUUGACAGCAUUACGAGAGCCUUUGGGCAUAAACAGCGUCGUUUUUCUAUCAUGCGAAUGACACAGUAUUUACAGUGUGAUAUUCCAUGUGCAGUUUUUAAUGUGUUGAUUUGUUUGCUUAGUCACAGGAUGUGCCCUGAGAAAUCCACAGCUGCCUAGUUUCAGUCUGCCUGUCCAUCGCUCCCUCUGUGCAGCCAGUGCAUUGAUUCACCCUGAAUAGAUAGUUUUUAUUUAAAAGCAGGCAGGCUGUAACUGUGUGUAUUUCAAUUUGACUGCAAAAUAAGCUUUCCACCCCUUCAGUGAUCACUUCUUCAUGGAGCAUAAGAUCUGAUGUUUGAAUGUGACGUAUUGGAUAAUUACCAAGCAUUUCAGACGAGCAGGAGUCUCAGUUUCAGCGAAAGUGUCUUGUUUCUUCUCCCCAGAGUCUUAUCACAUGGUGGAGUGUCUAUUUUAGAAUUUAAUCACAAGACAGCCAGCAUGCUGCCUCCCAUUUGAUUGAGUGUUUUCUCUAUCUAGCCUUAUGUGGCUGAAAUGAAAUGGGUUAUACCAACAACUCUUUUUUUUCAUCUCUGUAAGAAAGCACCGCUUAAACACUGCAUUAUGUAGCAGUCAGGACUGUUUUUAGAGGUUGUCUUAUUCAUCAUCAAUGGUAGUUUAUUUUGCAUUAAAAGCAACGCAAUACAUCCAUACAUUUGUUGCAGUGACAGGUAUACAGCCUGGCCCGCCUCUCAUUGAUGAGCUGACUGGAGCGCCACCUGCUGAUGGUGCAGUCUGGCAUAGGCAGCAGCUGAUUUCUCAGGGCGAUGUGUUUUGGGCUUACAGUCAUUGUAAGUGCUUUUGUGUAUGUGGGAGCACAGCGAUGCCGGGCUCAUGUUGAGCCUCACAGCCAUUCCAGCGACACACACAUUUUUAAAAACAUGUCUUUGAUACCAGUAAACUGUCUGUGAACAAAUGAUGGUCCAGCAACAUAGUAUGUGACAAUUACUGCUCAGCAGCAGCAGCAAUAAAUGAAAUCAGCGCUUUGUUUUUUGCAACAAUUCAUACUGCACUUGUGUAUAUGCCCCACGGUGACUUGAGAUCUGGAGUCUAAUAUAAUUUUAAUACAUAAUAUGAGCCGAGGGAGUUGUUGUGUCAAGUUGGAUUACAACCUAGUAAACGAGAAGCUUCUCUGAAACUUUGAUACCCACAAGGCUCAGUGCAAUUAGACAGAUAAAAAGUGCAAUUACCCUUUUGUUGUUAUUCUAUUCUAUAGUUAUGUAAUGGUGUUUAAUGUCCAGGGUGUCCUCUGGGUAUAAAAUGAUGAUUUAUUCAUUUUGUGUUGUAUUUAUUUUUAAAAGAAAACAGAAUACAAUUUGUUCAUUUGAAAAAAAAAAAAAAAACUUUCAUUAGUAAUUUUAUGCAACUUACACUUCUUUAUUUUUUCCCAGACUUACAUACCAGAACUUCAACUUUCACUCUUCGUUUUGCACUUUAGAUAUUAGAGUUGUUAAAAGUUUGGUUGCACAACCUCAUGUGAAGCUCUUCUGUCUCCCUUCUGUCUCCCUUUUUCAAUUACUUCAUGAGGUUUAAUU
Molecule: messenger RNA, 4613 nt
Organism: Plectropomus leopardus (leopard coralgrouper)
Lineage: Eukaryota; Metazoa; Chordata; Actinopteri; Perciformes; Serranidae
Gene: marchf8
Product: membrane-associated ring finger (C3HC4) 8
Molecular function (GO): zinc ion binding
Source: RefSeq, a predicted model, not a curated record